Molecule: messenger RNA, 1329 nt
Organism: Nomia melanderi (Alkali bee)
Lineage: Eukaryota; Metazoa; Arthropoda; Insecta; Hymenoptera; Halictidae
Gene: WRNexo
Product: WRN RecQ like helicase
Biological process (GO): nucleobase-containing compound metabolic process
Molecular function (GO): nucleic acid binding; 3'-5' exonuclease activity
Source: RefSeq, a predicted model, not a curated record
GCCCCCAUAAUUGUGCAACUUCCUCAACUCUUCCUCUUCUAUCCUUAUUAUUUAUUAAUACAAUCCACUGACUUCAAAUAGAGAAGUAGUAAUACGAAUUAGCUGAUAAGGUUAAAAACAAGCUGCCUGAGUUCACUGCUCCCGAACGUCUCGCUAAGUCUCCUGAGUUUGAUGUAAUUAUGGUUGAAUUUUAUAUAUUGGUCGCACGCAGUUUUCAGUUUUAAUACUUCGCAAUUAGUGGAAGAAUUUUUUAAUAUUAAUUAACUGAAGUAUUACAGUGUGCAAGUUAAUAUUUUGAGACUGUACUAUUUUAAUUUUCAUUGAACUAUUUGGUUAAACAAGUACUAUCUUUUUAUCAUCAUGAAAACACGUGGUAUACGUAACAGACAACUACCAUUCAUUAAUGUAUCUCAAGAGCCGACAACACAGGUUAAGGAAUUUACAGUGCGACGAUCUCCUAGGAAUCUUCCCGCGCAUUUAGUAGAAAGAAAUGAUGAAAAGCCAAUUAUAGAAAGAGAGCCCGAUAUCUCUCUUCUGUCACCUAUUGUAUUUAAGGGCCAUAUAAAUUAUACAAAUGAUUUUAAUACUUGUGCUAUGAUUUGUGAUAACAUUAUAACAGAAAUAGAAAGACAAGAUAAUGACAUAGUACCAAUAGGAUUUGAUUUAGAAUGGCCUUUUAGUUUUCAAACUGGAAGUGGAAAAACUGCUUUAGCUCAAAUUUGUCUUAGUGAUACUGUUUGUCAUUUGCUGCAUAUAUAUUCAUUAAAAACAUUACCUGCUGCAUUUGUAGUACUUUUAAGUCAUCCAAAGAUAAAACUGGUUGGAGUAAAUAUUAAGAAUGAUGUUUGGAAAUUAGGCAGGGAUUUUAAGGAAUUCCCAGCCGAAAAGGUUGUAGAAAAUAAUUGUAUGGAUAGUGGCACGUUUGCAAACAGAACAUUUAACAGAUCUUGUCGUUGGAGUUUAGAAAAAUUAACAGCAUAUUUGUUAAAGAAAAAGAUUGAUAAAAAUCGCAAAGUUAGAAUGAGUCAAUGGCAUAUACAUCCCUUAAGUAAAGAUCAGAAAAUUUAUGCUGCAACUGAUGCUUAUGUCUCAUGGCUGUUACAUAAGGUCAUACAGGAUAAAGCCAAUGCAAUAAAUAAUGAAGAGAAUCUUAAGCAUGUUGACAAUGUCGAAGUUCAUUAAGUAUGUGAAAAUAUAAUAUGGUGUUUGACGAUUUUAACACUAAGGACAUUUCACUAUAGUACCGUUAUGUCUUCUAAAUCAGUGAAAGUUUUGUGGGCUGGUAGUCUAAAUUACAUUGCUGGUCUAAAAUUACAGAAAAUAUUAUUU